GAAAACGUUGCGGUCCUGAACAGAUGGGUUGGUACCCUCGCCCUGCCCUGCUCCGGGGAGAGAGUUGCACCGUGGACCACUUGCAACGUUGCUGGCUGGGGCCGGACUCUGCCCACUGUUGAUUGUCUCUCGGACACGCUCCAGGAAGUGGACGUGGUGGUGGUGCCGGAUGCCACAUGUCUGAGACACCCGUACAAGCCGUACCGUCACUAUAACCCGUGCAGCAUGAUGUGUGUGGGGGACCCAGCCUUUCUGAAUGACUCGGCCAAGGGCGACUCCGGGGGCCCCCUGGUGUGUGGGGGAAAAGCCCAGGGCAUCGUCUCCUGGGGGAUUUGCAAAGCUCCCUCCGUGUGAGAUCAUCGGGGGAUGGGAAGCCCAGCCCCACUCCAGACCCUACAUGGCCUAUCUGCGUAUACGACGUGGAGACAAGAUUUCGGGCUGCGGCGGGUUCCUGGUGGCGGAGAACUUUGUGCUGACGGCCGCUCACUGCCAGGGAGACAGGAUCACUGUUGUCCUGGGAGCCCAUAACAUGGGCCAAUGUGAACGGAGCCAGCAAGAGAUCCCCGUGUGCAGGAAGAUCCCCCAUCAGCAGUACAACAGGGAGACAUUACACAACGACAUCAUGCUGCUGCAGCUGAGUCGCAAUGCGACACUGACCAGGGAAGUGGGCCUGGUCCGUUUAACGACUGGUCAUCGCAGAGUGAGCCCAGGGACCAUGUGCAAUGUGGCUGGCUGGGGUCGGACCAGCUUUACCACAAGAACCAACACUCUUCGGGAAGUGAACCUGUCGGUGGUGACUGAUCGUCUCUGUCAGAAGCGGUACCAUUUCUAUUUGCCUUCCACCAUGCUGUGUGUAGGGGACCCCCGGUACCGAAAGUCCAUUUACAUGGGCGAUUCUGGGGGCCCUCUUGUGUGCUGUGGAGUGGCUGAAGGCAUCGUCUCCUUUGGAGGCUAUAACAGCAUUGACCCUCCUGCUGGUUACACUCGGAUUUCCCACUUCGUGCCCUGGAUCAAAGCCAACAUGCGCUAAAUCUAGCAACCCUGACCUGAUCUUCUACUAUGCAGCCACCACCUUCUGCUACGCAACCUUCUCCGGGAAACAUGCGAUCAGACCUUCCUCUGAGUCUGGGACCUGCUAUCUACCAUCGAUUUCCCGACCCCGCUGAACCAGCCACUCCACUGCCCUGGGGCUGGACCAGAACUGGCAACCCUUAGAGCAGAAAGCCCAGGGGCAGAGUGUCCGCAUGGCUCAGGUUUCAGGAUUUGAUGGACCAUUCCCCACGUCCCUGACCUCAGGAGUUCGCACCCAGAGAUCCCAUCCCAUCCCUG
Messenger RNA from Pelodiscus sinensis (Chinese soft-shelled turtle), 1329 nucleotides. NCBI's taxonomy places the organism in Eukaryota, Metazoa, Chordata, Testudines, Trionychidae. The record is from RefSeq and is a predicted model, not a curated record.